AUGUUGAGCGGAAGAACCAGAGAUUUUCCGGAGAACGGGAAGGAGGCCGGUGGACUCGGAGACGGCAACACCAAGCGCGGCCUCGAUGACUUCGACGCCGACUACGGGUGCCGAGGAGGCGACUGCUGUGACGUGUCCACCAAGCCCCAUUUUUUCUCCCUCUGUACGAAGUGUGCAAAUGAAGGCAAGGACAAGUCCCAGCACGAUCGGCGAGAACCGGUUCGGGGCCUCAUCAUUCGCAGCGAGAGCUUCAUGAACGCGUCAGAAGCGUCUCGUUGGGAAAUCGAGGCGCAGUGCAACAGCACGUGCGCGGGUGACGGCUCCGAUGGCGCUUCGGGGACCACGGCAGUCGACGGCCUUCCUGCUUCGCCGAGGCCUGACGCCCCUGUCUUCGAUCGCUCCAAGAUCGUCCACGAAGUGCUUCUUAAGGAUGGGCAGCAGAUCACCGACAUCUACGACACGCCAAAUGGAACGAGUCUGGGGAAAGGGUCGUACGGCUCUGUGGUCAAGGCGAAGGAUUUGAAGACCGGCAUCAUGCGCGCGAUCAAAGUCGUGUAUAAACCCCGGAUCGACAAUGUGACACGGCUCAAGAGAGAGAUCCUCAUCAUGAAACGUUUGGACCAUCCCAACAUUAUCAAGCUCCUCGAGGUGUACGAAGACAUGAAAAACUUGUAUCUGGUCAUGGAGCUCUGCACGGGAGGGGAACUCUUUGAGAGGAUCAUCAAGUCUGGUCACUUUUCAGAGCGUUAUGCGGCGUCGCUCAUGAAGCAGGUCUUCUCCGCGGCAUCGUACUGCCACUCCCAAAACGUGAUUCACAGAGAUCUCAAACCGGAGAACCUGCUGUACGCGGACAGCUCUCCUCUUUCUGCUCUCAAGGUGAUAGAUUGGGGAUUCGCAGCACGCUGCGGAAAAAGCCACAAAUUCAGCAGCGUGGUCGGCACGCCGUACUACGUGGCGCCGGAGGUUCUUUUUGGGAAGUACGGAAGCGAAUGCGACAUGUGGAGUGCAGGAGUCAUUCUGUACAUUCUGCUUUGCGGCUACCCCCCAUUCCACGGAAAAGACAACCAGGAGAUCUUGAAGAAAGUUCAAGUUGGCGAGUACUCGUUUGAUCCGCGUCACUGGCGGCGGGUGUCUGACCACGCCAAGGACUUGGUCAAGCGCUGUCUCACCUACGUGCCGGGGAAGCGUAUCUCGGCGGCGGAGGCACUCAAGCAUCCGUGGAUCCAGUGCUACACCGCCGGCGCCGGCAGGCCGGAACGCCCGAUUCCCGCUCGGCUUAGCGGCGACCUCAUCGAGCGGUUCAAAGCGUUUCAGCGACUGCACAAGCUGAAAAAGCUGGCAAUCACGUGUGUGGCGUAUCAGCUGAACGACGCGGAUAUCGGCAUGCUGCACGACGCUUUCGCCGCCUUGGACACGAAUGCGGAUGGAGUCCUGACCAUUGCCGAGAUUCAGCAAGGGCUGAAGCAGUGCUGCGUGGCCGGGGAGGAAAUCAACGAUAUUCUGAAGGAAAUGGACACGGACGGCAAUGGCACCAUUGACUACACCGAAUUCAUCGCGGCGUCGAUCGACCACAAGAUCUACGAGCAGGAGUCCGCUUGCCAGGCCGCCUUCAAGGUCUUUGAUCUCGAUGGCGACGGAAAGAUCACUGUGGACGAGCUCCAGAAGGUGCUGGAGACGCGCUGCGUCCAAGAAGCCUUCAGCAAAGAAGCCGUGGCAGAAAUGAUGAAAGAGGGCGACUCCAACAACGACGGAUGCAUCGACUUCGACGAAUUCAUGCGGAUGAUGCGGGGCAGGCAAAGAAAGGCGUCUGAGACAGUGUCCCCCCUUGCUCGGGCUCGGGCCCUCUUGUACCGCCGCUACGAAAAUUGA
This is a messenger RNA of Neospora caninum, 1869 nucleotides long. RefSeq lists its product as hypothetical. Bases 1 to 1869 code for a protein of 622 amino acids. Gene Ontology annotation, biological process: intracellular signal transduction; peptidyl-serine phosphorylation; protein autophosphorylation. The transcript has 8 exons. Gene Ontology annotation, molecular function: calmodulin binding; calcium ion binding; calcium/calmodulin-dependent protein kinase activity. The record is from RefSeq and is a predicted model, not a curated record. Gene Ontology annotation, cellular component: nucleus; cytoplasm. NCBI's taxonomy places the organism in Eukaryota, Apicomplexa, Conoidasida, Eucoccidiorida, Sarcocystidae.